GAUUUCCAUUUGCCUCAGACUGCCCUUAUAUGCGAGCUUAAUUUUCUUGUUUGGCAGCUUGCAGCAUUAAUUUCAUCAUUCCGGAUUUAAACUCAAUUUCUCUCCUCAUCACCAUUCCACACCUUUUACCCGGCGGUGCACUUAGGUCCGAUAGACAUAUAAAUAGACAAAGCUUUCGUCUUGCUUUCACUCUCUUUUACGCAAACAGCAAUCAAUUCAAGACUCACAACUAUAGACAAUCAUGUCGCCCGCACCAAUCGCAUCAACGUCAGUCACUCCAACACCUGGCAAAGCUCAUGCAGGUCAUAAUCAACAUGGCUUCGCAACAAAGGCUAUUCAUAUUGGUUCAGAGCCAUCAGCUGAAACAGGUGCUGUAAUCCCAGCAAUCAGCUUGAGUACAACGUUCAAACAAAAAUCCGUCGGUGAUUUCACAUAUGAAUACUCAAGAUCUGCAAAUCCCAAUCGUGAUGCAUUGGAACGUGCACUUGCAGCAUUAGAAGGAGGUCGUUAUGGAUUAGCAUUCGCUUCUGGAAGUUCAGUAACGGCAACAAUCGUUAGUGCGUUACCACCCAAAUCCCAUAUCGUCAGCGUGAAUGAUGUUUAUGGUGGCACUUAUCGUUAUUUUACCAAAGUGGCAACCGUUGCUCAAGGCAUUGAGACAACCUUCGCAGAACUUGCAAGUGCAGAUUCAGAACUCGUCGAACAAAACUUACGUAAAGCAAUGCGUCCUGAUACCAAGUUGGUUUGGAUCGAAUCUCCUACUAAUCCAACUUUGCGUUUGAUUGAUAUUCCAUUGGUUGUCAAAGUUGCCAAAUCUAUCAACCCUGAAACGACUGUCGUUGUCGAUUCAACAUUCUUGUCGCCUUGGUAUCAAAACCCACUCUCUUUAGGCGCUGACAUCGUAGCACAUUCGAUCACAAAGUACAUCAACGGUCAUUCAGACGUUGUGAUGGGCGCUUUGGUUACAAACAAUUCAGCAUGGGUUGAAAAGUUGAAAUUCUUGCAAAACAGUAUCGGUGGUGUACCUUCUGCAUUUGAUUCUUGGUUGGCUUUACGUGGAAUCAAGACAUUGGCUGUGCGAAUGCAAGAACAUGGUUCAUCUGCUUUAAUCAUUGCUAAAGAAUUGGCAAAACAUCCUGCUGUGAAAGAGGUGAUUUACCCUGGUUUACCUUCUCAUCCUUCUUUCCAACUUGCUCAACGUCAAAUCUCACCAAGAGCAUUCCAAAAAGCAAUCGCACGCGGUAAAGCAAAAGGUGACGGAGUAGAAGCAGAUGGUUUCCCAUACGGAGGAAUGGUAACAAUCCGCUUAGCUUCUGAUCCACAUGAUGAUCAACCGGCAAACAAAGUUUUGGAACGUUUGCAAAUCUUUACACUUGCUGAAAGUUUAGGUGGUGUUGAAAGUUUGGUUGAACAACCAAGCAAGAUGACACAUGCUGCCGUCUCACAAGAAGAUCGUGAUAUUUUGGGUAUCGGUCAUAAUCUCAUCCGUAUCUCUGUCGGAUUGGAAGAUGUGGAAGAUUUAUUGGCCGAUCUCGAUCAAGCUUUCCGCGCCGCCGGUUUGGCUUAGAGAAGAGAAAAGAGGGAGGAGUGAAUUUCGAUGCUUAAUCUUGUAUAUUAUACAUACAUACAUAUCCCAUAAAUCUAAUGUAGAUGCGAUUGUAAACACGCUUGCGAGAGAUUGAUAUAGCUUACAGUUCAACUUGAAUGAACGUCGUUCCACAACCAGCCCAUACAUUGACUGGCCUGGCAUAUCGAAAGGUUGGAUGAUCUACCAAAUUUUCUGAUUCGGGUGGCCAAAGCUGGAUCGGCGUAUGUCGAUCAUCUUCGUCAUUCGUUGCUAGGUUUCCAUGUUCGUUCCACCCCCAUCCUAUCACGCGAGCCUGUGGAGGAGAAGUAUGGGAGACCAACAGAAGUGCUACA
Meira miltonrushii is the source of this 1920-nucleotide messenger RNA. RefSeq lists its product as uncharacterized. Gene Ontology annotation, molecular function: pyridoxal phosphate binding; cystathionine gamma-lyase activity. The record is from RefSeq and is a predicted model, not a curated record. The coding region runs from base 242 to 1567 and encodes 441 amino acids. NCBI's taxonomy places the organism in Eukaryota, Fungi, Basidiomycota, Exobasidiomycetes, Exobasidiales, Brachybasidiaceae. The transcript has a single exon. Gene Ontology annotation, cellular component: cytoplasm. Gene Ontology annotation, biological process: transsulfuration.